AUGGCGACACCGUCGACUUCAGUCACUGCGUCAUCCACAAGGAUCCGCCGUACGCCGCAGCUAGCACAGCAGCCAUUGCGAUCAACAUACCGAACAUCGAAACCCGAACCUGGCGAUCUUCAGAGCAAUGGCACCCGUCCUUAUUCGACAGCGGACAACGCGCCGCAGCCUACGGACUCGGGCAUUGCGCCUCUUCCGCACCGCCGCCUCAUAUGCCUCUCCGGCCCGGACACAGUCAAGUUCUUGCAGGGCUUAAUAACGAACAACGUUCAUGCGGACCGCCAUGAGCCGUUCUUCGCCGCCUUUCUCGACUCCAGAGGUCGAGUGCUAUGGGACGUCUUUGUGUGGGUAUAUCCGGAGCUACUGGCAGAGAAGGAAAACUGGAGCUGCUACAUCGAAGUCGAUGCGUCAGAGGUCGAAGCGCUGAGAAAGCACUUGAAGCGACACAAACUCAGAAGCAAGGUUGCCAUUGAGGUUGUGCCAGAAGAAGAGCUGGGUGUGUGGGCAGUGUGGGGUCAGGCACAAGAGGGCAUCAACCGGCAGGCGGUAGUUGCAGACCUGUGUGAUCCACGUGGUGACCAGUCAACUCUUUGGAGGAUCCUUGCAAAGCCUAACAGCGGCCUUGUCGGCGAUGGGUUGGAGACACGAGACGUACAGCAGUACCAUUUGCAGCGCUAUAAGCAGGGAAUUGCCGAAGGGCCGCAGGAGAUCCCAAGAGAGAGCGCGUUGCCGAUGGAAGUCAACAUCGACCUGGCACAAGGCAUAGAUUUCAAGAAGGGCUGCUAUGUUGGUCAGGAGCUUACUAUACGGACCAAACACACCGGUGUUGUUCGAAAGCGGAUACUACCUGUGCAGCUGGACUUUACCGGCGAUGCUUUAUCCUCGACAUCAACUCUUGAAGCGGGAACAGACAUCAAGCAGCUUGACGAGACGGGCGCGAUAAAGAAGGGUCGCGCAACUGGCAAGUGUGUCGCUAACAUCGGUAACGUUGGCCUUGCAUUGUGCAGAUUGGAGAUGAUGACACCCAUGAGAAUUAGCGUUGAGAGCGGGAGCUACAAAGAGGGUAUCGAGUUUGGUAUCAGCGUGGGAGAAAAUGGGCCGGUAGUCAAGGUCAAACCGGUGCUGCAUCAGUGGUUUGAAGAAAGGGAGAGAACCUUGUGGGCUAAAAGCAAGCCUAAGAAUAUGGUUCACUUGCAGCCUGAGUAGUAAGAAACAAGCGAAAGAGUCUU
This is a messenger RNA of Macroventuria anomochaeta, 1229 nucleotides long. RefSeq names its product Aminomethyltransferase folate-binding domain-containing protein. Gene Ontology annotation, cellular component: mitochondrial matrix. Bases 1 to 1206 code for a protein of 401 amino acids. Lineage: Eukaryota; Fungi; Ascomycota; Dothideomycetes; Pleosporales; Didymellaceae. The record is from RefSeq and is a predicted model, not a curated record. The transcript is spliced from 2 exons. Gene Ontology annotation, molecular function: protein binding.